Molecule: messenger RNA, 1257 nt
Organism: Microthlaspi erraticum
Lineage: Eukaryota; Viridiplantae; Streptophyta; Magnoliopsida; Brassicales; Brassicaceae
Source: the annotation of a GenBank genome assembly
AUGGAUGAUCCAAAGGUGAGAUCAUCGUCGGAGAUGGAGAUUAGUCCUAUUGACAUAGAGGCUGCUCAGUUUGAUAAUGAAAUCAUAAGAGCAAUAGAAGAAAAUAGUCUCUUUUACCACAAAGAGAAAAACAAGUCGUUGGUAGCUCGUUAUGUCUACGGAAUCAUCUUCUUGAUUACAAAUCUUUGCGCUUGGUUUAUCCGUGACUACGCACAAAAGACUCUUGCCUUGAUUCCAUAUGUGAGUAGCUGUGGACCAAAAGGAAGUUAUUGUUUCUAUACGCUUGGAGUACUCCGUAUAUUUUUCUUUAUCAUGUUCCUCUCAACAUGGAACACUUUGAAACUCCACCAAGCUCAAAACAGUUGGCACUCGGAUAACUGGACCUUCAAGUUUAUCCUGCUGGUUUCAGCCAUGGUUGCUUCUUUCUUCGUCCCUCAGCUUUACAUCCAAAUCUACGGAGAAGUCGCGCGUGUUGGUGCUGGGAUAUUUCUUGGUCUUCAGCUUGUAAGUAUUAUUGAAUUUAUUACUUGGUGGAAUAACUACUGGAUGGCUCAUGAUCAAAGUAAGAAACGAUGCUCUUUUGGUUUGCUCAUGUCAACAGUUUUCUACAUUGGUUCUGUUUGUGGGAUCGCUGUCAUGUGCUACUUAUACGCAGCUUCAACUGCUUGUCUCCUCAAUAUAUUCUUCAUCUCAUUGACUCUUCUUCUUCUAAUCGUCCUAAUGGUUAUGUCCAUGCUUUUAAAGGUGAAGAAUAGAGCACUUCUGUCUUCAGGGAUUAUGGCUUCCUACAUUGUCUUCCUAUGUUGGUCUGCCAUCAGAAGUGAACCUUACCAUACGACAUGCAAUGCGCAUACUCAAAAGGGUCAUACCGAUUGGAUUACAAUGCUGAGUUUCCUUAUAGCUAUAGGGGCCAUUGUGAUGGCAACAUUCUCAACCGGAAUCGAUUCAGACUCCUUCAAGUUCGAGUUCGAUAAAGAUGAUGAUAAAGAAGAAGAUGAUAUACCAUACAGCUAUGGAUUCUUCCAUCUUGUGUUUUCCUUAGGAGCUAUGUACUUUGCUAUGUUGUUCAUCAGCUGGAACCUCGCACAUCCAGCUCGCAAAUGGAGCAUGGAUGUUGGGUGGACCAGCACAUGGGUCAAGAUAGUGAAUGAAUGGUUUGCUGCAGCUAUAUACCUUUGGAAGUUGAUUGCACCUAUAAUGAGACAGAAUAGAGUUCAUGAACAACCUCAGACAACAGCAGAAGAAGUCAGUACAUAG